ACUCGACAGCAUACGUCCUGGUAGAUUUCCCGCUGUGGGGCUGGCCCGGCAUCAAAAUGGGCCACACGCGAGUCUUGGACAGCAGCGUAACGCUCAUGACACUGCCGCUUUCGCCUCUGGUCUUUGAUGUAGCAGAUUUCUUCUCGGCCGAGGAUGCCGAGUCCAUUAUUUCAGAAGGCGGGCAGCACAUGGAACGGUCUCCCGUUGACGGUGCCGAGGACGGCAGCGACUACGAAGACCCCCGAACAAGCUAUACGGCCUUCCUCAACGAUUCUGCGCUGACGCGGGACUUUUGCCGUCGAACGGUGCGUCUCACACGGCUGCCAUGUCCGGCGUGUGUCGAGCGCCUCCAGCACGUUCGGUACGAAGAAGGGCAAUGGUUUCGCCAGCACGAAGACUACUUUGAUUCGAUGGACUUUUUGAACCGCAACGAAUUGCACUGGUCCAUCAUUCCCACGCCGCCGCGCCUCAGUGGCGAGGCCCAGUACUUUCGAUGGCUGCGAUGGGCAAAUGAGAGAGUGGCUGUCCUUGGCGCGGAUGUCCCCCAGGCAUUUCAGCCAGCCGGCAAGCACUUUCCCACGUUUUCUCGUGCGUACCAGACCACAGUAUUGAAAUGGAUGAUUGCCGACGUCUCGCGGGACGACUUGACCUGCGCAGUGAACGGAGCUGGGUCGAUUGGCUCAUCGAGAACGCGAACGCGGACGCUACUGGAGCUCCUGGCCAUUUUCCCCGACGUGUUCCGUGUCGUUGCUGGCGUGUUUGCCGCGAUAGCGGGACCUGCUUUCACCUACGAGAUCUCCGACAUUGUCAAGUACCAAGAAGCCCACCGCUUCGUCACUCUGUUCAUGUACUUGAACGACGUGGAGGAAGGAGGAGAGACGGUGUUUCCGUACUCCAAAGAGCGCCUUGUGACGGAUAUUGACCGAGGAGCAAUGUCCGAGUGCUCGGAUGGCCUGGCGACGGGGACCAAUGAUCUCGAUCCGAAGAGUCUUCACGGCGGGUGUCCGCCCAAGAAAGGGGUCGAAUACGGCGCGAACUUGUUUGCGUGA
Molecule: messenger RNA, 1049 nt
Organism: Aphanomyces invadans
Lineage: Eukaryota; Oomycota; Saprolegniomycetes; Saprolegniales; Verrucalvaceae
Exons: 6
Coding region: 57-1049 (330 amino acids)
Biological process (GO): peptidyl-proline hydroxylation to 4-hydroxy-L-proline
Cellular component (GO): endoplasmic reticulum
Molecular function (GO): L-ascorbic acid binding; procollagen-proline 4-dioxygenase activity; iron ion binding
Source: RefSeq, a predicted model, not a curated record